Molecule: messenger RNA, 1287 nt
Organism: Limulus polyphemus (Atlantic horseshoe crab)
Lineage: Eukaryota; Metazoa; Arthropoda; Merostomata; Xiphosura; Limulidae
Exons: 4
Coding region: 16-1287 (423 amino acids)
Source: RefSeq, a predicted model, not a curated record
UGUGUUUUUAUCGAAAUGUCGUAUUUGGUAUUAAUAUCGAAACUUACUGAAUAUAGAUUGACGCAGUUUGCAUUUGCCUGCCGAAAAUGUGAGCCAAAGUUGUUUUUAUUUAUGGAGAGUUUUAGAUUGUGUUCAACAAAUGUUAAACCCAAGGUUAUAUUCCAAUCAUCAAAGAAAACGAAAAAGAAACAGAAAUUCAAGGCGUAUGAGGAUCUUUUUAAAGUUUUAGAUAUUCAUAAAGGAAACCUUCAAGACUUCUCACCUGUAUUAGCUAUUCCUGCUACCUCAAAAAUAUGUAGUGUUGUCAUAGCACCUGUAAGUAUAGCAAGACUUUGGCCGUACCAGAAAAAAAAUUCUUCUAGUGUCAGUGCCUGUGAAAGUGAGGUAACUAAGAAAUACAGUGACAGAGACAAUAUCUGUGCAAGUGAUAUUUCAUUUCGCCACAAACAGACAAUUAGUAGACAUAAAAUUCAUUCUGGGCCACUUCCUGAAAUGUUGAGGAGACAGCUGUUUGAUAAUGGUGAAAAUAUGAUGGAAAAGAAACAUUCAGCUAACAUAGUAAAACUACCUAAUGAAUCAUACCAGAAUGUUUUUAGUGAAAUAAAAACUUUUGAAAAAGAUAACUUUGAUAACAAGAACUGUGUACACAAAAAGAAGUAUCAGUUAAGUUCAAGUGAGAAAGAAGGGACUAAUGUGGAGAAUGAAGUUUGGGAACACCUUUCAUCAUAUCACGAGUCUCUCGAGAAGAUUGCGGGACUGGAGCCUCAUAUUAAUUUUCACAGUCUCGAGCCAGAUGUUUUAAAAGAAGCACUUUUGGAAGAGGCUGAUGUGGAAUUGUCUGAGGAUCAUCAGGUUAAAGAAGAGCCAGUAAAAAAGAAGAAGAAGAAAACCUUUGUUAAUUCUGCUAAAAAACAGAAAGAACAUGCUGCUAAAAUAAAACAAGAAAAAUUAGCUAGGGAAACCCAGCUGAACCUUAGCUUGAAAGCUUAUCUAAAUGUCUGCAUAAAUGCAAACAUGCUUGGAAGAGCCCACACUGCUUUACAACACUAUCGGUUUAAGAGCAAGAAAUUUCUUAAAGCUCCUCGAUUGAAAAAUGUAGAGAUCUAUAAUGCAUUGCUUCAGGGAUGGGCAAGAAAGGUAAGUUUGUCAAUUGAAAUAUGUUUAGUUUUCCUCAGAAUUCCUAUAAUGUUGUUUGAUGCCAUUACUAAAUUAUUUGACUCAUUAAACCUGGAAAAUAGAAGCUAUGGCAUUGAUAUUUCCAAGAUAUUAGACUGUUAUGUGACAUAG